This is a messenger RNA of Scaptodrosophila lebanonensis, 1061 nucleotides long. RefSeq lists its product as uncharacterized. Lineage: Eukaryota; Metazoa; Arthropoda; Insecta; Diptera; Drosophilidae. The transcript has 5 exons. The record is from RefSeq and is a predicted model, not a curated record. The coding region runs from base 65 to 919 and encodes 284 amino acids.
UCUAUGUUUAUUGUUAUUAAAGUAGGACGAAAAUGUACCAAAAGACUGCGGGUUAGCUGAAAAAAUGACUGAAAAGAAUGUAGAUAGCAUAGAAGUUCCACAUUUUAAAUAUGAGCAAUUUCAAGAGGUCCUGCGCGCCCUGCCCGUUGACGAUCUGUGGAGUUUUGCGGAAAACGAGGAAGAUGUGGAUAAGCUCUGUGAAGAUUUCCUUACUAUUGUAAGACGUAAAUUAAGCUUAGAAGAGGUAUCAUCGCUUUAUACGAUUUCAAUUAUGGUGUAUCUAUUGGGUCCAACGAGGGAUCUGGCAAAUCGCUAUGGUCAGCGCGUGCAGUUGCUGGGAAAUUGCUUCAAUUACUCGGAUACACUCAAACCCACCAUGAUCGACUAUGCCACACGUAAUAUGCUGCAGCACUUUAAGCUUGCUAAUAAGCAGGACGAGGCACAAACUGAUUAUAUGCUGCAGUUAUUACAGGUUAUACCACACAUGUUGGUGGCUAGUGAGACAGGAAAGAUGAUUUCAUUUGGACUGUUGCGCGCAUUUAUAGCCGAGCUGUCUGGAUCAGGGCAACCUAUUAUAAUGCACAUAUAUAGAAAUAUCACGGAAUUAUGGUACAUGAUAAAGCAAAUAAAUUUGGAUACAGUCUUAGAAGAGUGGCCGUUACGCAAAAUAUACAUUCUAACAAAGAGCUUUGCCCUGCUUAUGAAUUCAGCUGCUUUUGGUGCCAAUACAGCAUUGAAGCAGGCUGGCUACCGGGGGUUUGAAUUGCCAGCCAAUAUGGCUGAUAUAAAGAAAUGGUUUGAUACGUUACGGAAUAAAAUUGAAGAAAAGCACAAAGACAACAAAGCAGGAAAAAACUUGGUGCGACUUAUUGAUUUUAACAUACUCAUGCCCGAAACAGAAAAUGAAGUUGGGACAUAAACUAGAUUUUCGAUGUGGUUCACAAAGCGUUUAUGGAUUAAUGCGUUUUAAAAUGUAAUCAAGGUACAAAUUGUCGUGAAAACAUUAGUAAAGAGCUGGUCCCAAAGUUCUCAAACGAUCUAGUUUCGUGAACAAUUUAAAA